UAGGCAUCUGCAACAGCAUCCAAGAGUACAACGGAUACUGUACCAUUCAACUGAGAUAAGUGGGUCCCCACUAAGGUGCCAUCAUGAGCACAGACGCAGAGAUGGAGCAGUAUGGGCCUGCGGCCAUUUACCUCCGCAAGCCAGAGAGGGAGAGGAUUGAGGCCCAAUCUGCACCUUUUGAUGCCAAAACGGCCUAUUUUGUCGCUGAGCCUGAGGAGAUGUAUGUGAAGGGUAAACUGGUCAAAAAGGAGGGUGGCAAAGCCACAGUUGAAACGCUUAAGGGCAAGACUCUCACUGUAAAAGAGGAUGACAUCCAUCCCAUGAACCCUCCAAAGUUUGACAAGAUUGAGGACAUGGCCAUGAUGACCCACCUCAACGAGCCUGCUGUGUUGUACAACCUCAAAGAGCGUUUUGCAUCAUGGAUGAUCUAUACCUACUCUGGCUUGUUCUGCGUCGUUGUGAACCCCUACAAGUGGCUUCCUGUGUACGACGCUCAGGUCGUUGGGGCCUACAGAGGUAAGAAGAGGAUUGAGGCUCCACCCCACAUCUUCUCCAUCUCUGACAAUGCCUAUCAGUUCAUGCUCACCGAUCGUGAGAACCAGUCUAUCUUGAUUACUGGAGAAUCUGGUGCAGGAAAGACUGUCAACACCAAACGUGUCAUCCAGUACUUUGCAACAAUUGCAGUGGCUGGAGCAAAGAAGGCUGAGCCAACCCCUGGCAAAAUACAGGUAAAAAUGGCAUAUUUGGGCCUUGACAAUAUACAGUAUACAAUAUAUAAGAAUAUGAGGUGUAUUUGAAAAUAUUAAUACAUGAUAUUCUUGCAGGGUUCACUGGAAGAUCAGAUCAUUGCAGCCAACCCUCUGCUGGAGGCUUAUGGUAAUGCCAAGACUGUGAGGAAUGACAACUCCUCACGUUUUGGUAAAUUCAUUAGAAUUCAUUUUGGAACCACUGGCAAACUGGCUUCUGCUGAUAUUGAAACAUAUCUGCUGGAGAAGUCCCGUGUCACCUUCCAGCUGUCUGCUGAAAGGAGCUACCACAUUUUCUAUCAGCUGAUGACUGGCCACAAACCUGAGCUCCUAGAGGCUCUUCUGAUCACCACCAACCCCUAUGACUACCCGAUGAUCAGUCAGGGUGAAAUCACCGUCAAAAGUAUCAAUGAUGUGGAGGAGUUCAUUGCAACUGAUACUGCUAUUGACAUCUUGGGCUUCACUGCUGAGGAGAAGAUUGGUAUCUACAAGUUGACUGGUGCUGCAAUGCAUCACGGCAACAUGAAAUUCAAGCAGAAGCAGCGUGAGGAGCAGGCUGAACCUGAUGGCACUGAGGUGGCUGAUAAAAUCGCCUACCUCAUGGGACUGAAUUCAGCUGAUAUGCUGAAAGCUCUGUGCUACCCAAGAGUCAAAGUUGGAAACGAGAUGGUGACCAAAGGUCAAACUGUCCCACAGGUCAACAAUGCUGUUAUGGCUCUGUGCAAGUCUGUCUAUGAGAAAAUGUUCUUGUGGAUGGUUGUUCGUAUCAAUGAGAUGUUGGACACUAAACAGCCAAGGUCAUACUUCAUUGGAGUGUUGGACAUUGCUGGAUUUGAGAUCUUUGAUUUCAACAGCUUGGAGCAGCUCUGCAUCAACUUCACCAAUGAGAAACUGCAACAGUUCUUCAACCACCACAUGUUUGUCCUGGAGCAAGAGGAAUACAAGAAAGAGGGCAUUGAAUGGGAGUUCAUUGACUUUGGUAUGGACUUGGCUGCCUGCAUUGAGCUUAUUGAGAAGCCAAUGGGCAUCUUCUCCAUCCUUGAAGAGGAGUGCAUGUUCCCCAAGGCCUCUGACACAACCUUCAAGAACAAGCUGCAUGAUCAGCAUCUUGGCAAGACCAAGUGCUUUGAGAAACCAAAACCCGCAAAGGGCAAGGCUGAGGCUCACUUUGCCCUGGUCCAUUAUGCCGGUACAGUCGACUACAAUAUCACUGGCUGGCUUGACAAAAACAAGGACCCUCUGAAUGACUCAGUUGUUCAGCUCUACCAGAAGUCUGCAAACAAACUGCUGUCUUUCCUGUAUGCAUCCCAUGCUGCAGCUGAGGAGGCUGGUGGUGGUAAGAAGGGUGGUGGCAAGAAGAAGGGAGGUUCCUUCCAGACUGUGUCUGCCCUUUUCAGAGAGAACUUGGGUAAGCUGAUGACCAACUUGAGGAGUACUCACCCUCACUUUGUGCGUUGCCUGAUUCCCAAUGAAUCAAAGACACCUGGUCUUAUGGAGAACUUCUUGGUCAUCCACCAGCUGAGGUGUAACGGCGUGCUGGAAGGUAUCAGAAUCUGCAGAAAGGGCUUCCCCAGCAGAAUCCUCUAUGGUGACUUCAAGCAGAGAUACAAAGUAUUGAAUGCCAGUGUCAUCCCUGAGGGACAGUUCAUUGACAACAAGAAAGCUUCAGAGAAGCUGCUGGGCUCCAUUGAUGUGGACCACACCCAGUACAAGUUUGGACACACGAAGGUGUUCUUCAAAGCUGGUCUGCUAGGUACUCUGGAGGAGAUGAGAGAUGACAAGCUGGCUAUACUGGUGACCAUGACUCAGGCUCUGUGCAGAGGUUAUGUCAUGAGGAAGGAGUUUGUUAAGAUGAUGGAGAGGAGAGAAUCUAUCUAUUCCAUCCAGUACAACAUCCGUUCCUUCAUGAAUGUCAAAAACUGGCCAUGGCUGAAACUGUACUUCAAGAUCAAGCCUCUUCUGAAGAGUGCUGAGACUGAGAAGGAGCUGCAGCAGAUGAAAGAUAACUAUGAGAAGAUGCAAACUGACCUGGCUACUGCGCUGGCCAAGAAAAAAGAGCUGGAGGAAAAGAUGGUUUCCCUGCUGCAGGAAAAGAAUGACCUGCAACUGCAAGUGGCAGCUGAAACUGAGAAUCUCUCUGAUGCUGAGGAGAGGUGUGAGGGACUCAUUAAGAGCAAAAUCCAGCUUGAGGCCAAACUCAAAGAGACGUCCGAGAGACUGGAGGAUGAAGAGGAAGUCAACGCUGAGCUGACUGCCAAGAAGAGGAAGCUGGAGGAUGAAUGCUCUGAGCUGAAGAAAGACAUUGAUGAUUUGGAGCUCACCUUGGCUAAAGUGGAGAAAGAGAAACAUGCCACUGAAAACAAGGUGAAAAACCUGACAGAGGAGAUGGCAUCUCAAGAUGAGGCCAUUGCCAAGUUAACCAAGGAGAAGAAAGCCCUCCAAGAGGCCCACCAGCAAACACUGGAUGAUCUCCAGGCAGAGGAAGACAAAGUCAACACUCUGACCAAGGCCAAAACAAAGCUGGAACAGCAAGUGGAUGAUCUUGAGGGAUCUCUGGAGCAAGAGAAGAAACUCCGCAUGGAUCUGGAGAGAGCCAAGAGAAAGCUGGAGGGAGACCUGAAACUGGCCCAGGAAUCCAUAAUGGAUCUGGAGAAUGACAAGCAGCAAUCUGAGGAGAAAAUCAAGAAGAAAGAUUUUGAGAUCAGCCAGCUACUCAGCAAGAUUGAGGAUGAACAGUCUCUUGGAGCUCAGCUCCAGAAGAAGAUCAAGGAACUCCAGGCUCGUAUUGAGGAACUUGAAGAAGAGAUUGAGGCUGAGAGAGCUGCAAGAGCAAAGGUUGAGAAGCAGAGGGCUGACCUCUCCAGGGAGCUGGAGGAGAUCAGUGAGAGGCUUGAGGAAGCUGGUGGAGCAACAGCCGCUCAGAUUGAGAUGAACAAGAAGCGUGAGGCUGAGUUCCAGAAGCUGCGUCGGGAUCUUGAAGAGUCCACCCUGCAGCAUGAAUCAACUGCAGCAGCUCUCCGCAAGAAGCAGGCUGACAGUGUAGCAGAACUGGGAGAGCAGAUCGACAACCUCCAGCGUGUCAAGCAGAAGCUUGAGAAGGAGAAGAGUGAGUUCAAGAUGGAGAUUGAUGACCUCUCCAGCAACAUGGAGGCAGUGGCUAAAUCAAAGGGAAACUUGGAAAAAAUGUGCAGAACCCUUGAGGACCAGUUGAGUGAACUUAAAUCCAAAAAUGAUGAGAAUGUUCGCCAGUUAAAUGACAUUAAUGCACACAAAGCAAGACUGCAGACAGAGAAUGGUGAAUAUGCUCGCCAACUUGAGGAGAAGGAAGCGCUUGUUUCCCAGCUGACCAGAGGCAAACAGGCUUUCACUCAGCAGAUUGAGGAGCUGAAGAGACACAUUGAAGAGGAAGUGAAGGCCAAGAACGCCCUGGCUCAUGCUGUCCAGUCAUCCCGCCAUGACUGUGAUCUGCUCAGAGAGCAGUUUGAGGAGGAGCAGGAGGCCAAGGCUGAGCUGCAGAGAGGAAUGUCCAAGGCCAACAGUGAGGUGGCUCAAUGGAGGUCCAAAUAUGAGACUGAUGCUAUUCAGCGCACUGAGGAACUGGAGGACUCCAAGAAAAAGCUUGCUCAGCGUUUGCAGGAGGCUGAGGAAUCCAUUGAGGCUGUGAACUCAAAGUGUGCCUCAUUGGAGAAGACCAAGCAGAGGCUGCAGGGUGAGGUGGAGGACCUCAUGAUUGAUGUGGAGAGAGCUAAUGCUCUGGCUGCCAACCUCGACAAGAAGCAGAGGAACUUUGACAAGGUCCUGGCAGAAUGGAAGCAGAAGUACGAGGAGGGUCAGGCUGAGCUGGAGGGAGCCCAGAAGGAGGCUCGCUCUCUGAGCACUGAACUGUUCAAGUUGAAGAAUUCUUAUGAGGAGACUCUGGAUCAGCUGGAGACCAUGAAGAGAGAGAACAAGAACCUGCAGCAGGAGAUCUCAGACUUGACUGAACAGAUUGGUGAGACUGGAAAAACCAUCCAUGAGCUGGAGAAAUCCAAGAAGACUGUGGAGACAGAGAAGUCUGAAAUCCAGUCAGCACUGGAGGAAGCUGAGGGCACACUGGAGCAUGAGGAGGCCAAGAUUCUCCGUGUUCAGCUUGAGCUCAAUCAGGUCAAGGGUGAGAUCGACAGGAAGCUGGCAGAGAAGGAUGAAGAGAUGGAGCAGAUCAAGAGGAACAGCCAGAGGGUCAUCGACUCCAUGCAGACCACUUUGGAUGCUGAGGUCAGGAGCAGGAAUGAUGCCCUGAGAAUCAAGAAGAAGAUGGAGGGAGACCUGAAUGAGAUGGAGAUUCAGCUGAGUCAUGCCAACAGGCAGGCUGCUGAGGCCCAGAAGCAACUGAGGAAUGUCCAGGGCCAGCUCAAGGAUGCCCAAUUGCACCUUGAUGAUGCUCUCAGAGGACAGGAAGACAUGAAGGAGCAGGUCGCCAUGGUGGAGCGUAGAAAUGGUCUGAUGCUGGCUGAGAUUGAGGAGCUGAGAGCAGCUCUGGAACAGACUGAGAGAGGACGCAAAGUGGCUGAGCAGGAGCUGGUUGAUGCUAGUGAGCGUGUUGGACUGCUUCACUCUCAGAACACCAGUCUUAUAAACACCAAGAAGAAGCUCGAGACGGACCUUGUCCAGGUUCAGGGUGAAGUGGAUGAUGCUGUUCAGGAGGCAAGAAAUGCGGAAGAGAAAGCCAAAAAGGCUAUCACUGAUGCUGCCAUGAUGGCUGAGGAGCUGAAGAAGGAGCAGGACACCAGUGCUCACCUGGAGAGGAUGAAGAAGAACCUGGAGGUCACAGUCAAGGACCUGCAGCACCGUCUGGAUGAGGCUGAGAACCUCGCCAUGAAGGGUGGCAAGAAGCAGCUCCAGAAACUGGAGUCUAGGGUGCGUGAACUUGAAGCAGAACUUGAAACUGAGCAGAGACGUGGAGCUGAUGCUGUUAAAGGAGUUCGCAAAUAUGAGAGGCGCGUAAAGGAGCUGACCUACCAGACUGAAGAGGACAAGAAGAAUGUGCACAGGCUUCAAGAUCUGGUUGACAAGCUGCAGAUGAAAGUCAAAGCUUACAAGAGACAGUCUGAGGACGCUGAGGAGCAAGCCAACACUCACAUGUCCAGGCUUCGGAAGGUUCAGCAUGAACUGGAGGAAGCUCAGGAGCGUGCAGAUAUCGCAGAGUCCCAGGUCAACAAGUUGAGAGCCAAGAGCCGUGAUGUUGGAAAGUCUGAAGAAGCCACCAUGAGCACAGACGCGGAGAUGGAGGCCUAUGGCCCAGCGGCCAUUUACCUCCGGAAGCCAGAAAAGGAGAGGAUUGAGGCCCAGACUGCUCCAUUUGAUGCCAAAACUGCCUAUUUUGUGGUUGAUGAGGCUGAGAUGUAUGUCAAGGGCAAACUGGUCAAAAAGGAGGGUGGCAAAGCCACAGUUGAGACCGAUGGGGGGAAGUCUGUCACCGUCAAAGAGGAUGACAUCCAUCCCAGGAACCCUCCAAAGUUCGAUAAGAUUGAGGACAUGGCCAUGAUGACCCACCUCAAUGAGCCUUGUGUAUUGUAUAACCUCAAAGAGCGUUAUGCAUCCUGGAUGAUCUACGUAAGUUUCCACAAACCUUGUUCAAUUCCUAUUCACAUACAGUGCAGAUGUACAUACUGUAGAGUAAGUCUACAUUACUUCUAUUUUCUUCAGACCUACUCUGGGCUGUUCUGCGUCGUUGUGAACCCCUACAAGUGGCUUCCUGUAUACGACGCUGUAGUUGUAGCAGGAUACAGAGGCAAGAAGAGGAUUGAGGCGCCACCCCACAUCUUCUCCAUCUCUGACAAUGCCUAUCAGUUCAUGCACACUGAUCGUGAGAACCAGUCUGUCCUGAUUACUGGAGAAUCCGGUGCUGGAAAGACUGUCAACACCAAGCGUGUCAUCCAGUACUUUGCAACAAUUGCAGCUCUUGGAGCGAAAAAGGCUGAGCCAGUCCCUGGCAAAAUGCAGGGUUCUCUUGAGGACCAAAUUGUUGCAGCCAACCCUCUGCUGGAGGCCUAUGGUAAUGCCAAAACUGUGAGGAAUGACAACUCCUCCCGUUUUGGUAAAUUCAUCAGGAUCCACUUCGGUUCCACUGGCAAGCUGGCUUCAGCUGAUAUUGAAACAUAUCUGCUGGAGAAGUCCCGUGUCACCUUCCAGCUGUCUGCUGAGAGGAGCUACCAUAUCUUCUAUCAGCUGAUGACUGGCCACAAACCUGAGCUCCUGGAGGCUCUCCUGAUCACUACCAACCCCUAUGACUACCCAAUGAUCAGUCAGGGUGAAAUCACUGUCAAGAGCAUCAAUGAUGUGGAGGAGUUCAUUGCAACUGAUACUGCUAUUGACAUCUUGGGCUUCAGUGGUGAGGAGAAGACUGGCAUCUACAAGUUGACUGGUGCUGUAAUGCAUCACGGCAACAUGAAAUUCAAGCAGAAGCAGCGUGAGGAGCAGGCUGAGCCUGAUGGCACUGAGGUGGCUGACAAGAUCUCCUACCUCAUGGGCCUGAACUCAGCUGAUAUGCUUAAAGCUCUGUGCUACCCAAGAGUCAAAGUCGGAAACGAGAUGGUGACCAAAGGUCAAACCGUUCCACAGGUCAACAAUGCUGUCAGUGCUUUGUGCAAGUCUGUCUAUGAGAAAAUGUUCUUGUGGAUGGUCAUCCGUAUCAAUGAGAUGUUGGACACAAAACAGCCAAGGCAAUUCUUCAUUGGAGUGUUGGACAUUGCUGGAUUUGAGAUCUUUGAUUUCAACAGCUUGGAGCAGCUCUGCAUCAACUUCACUAAUGAGAAACUGCAACAGUUCUUCAACCACCACAUGUUUGUCCUGGAACAAGAGGAAUACAAGAAAGAGGGCAUUGAAUGGGAGUUCAUUGACUUUGGUAUGGACUUGGCUGCCUGCAUUGAGCUUAUUGAGAAGCCAAUGGGCAUCUUCUCCAUCCUUGAAGAGGAGUGCAUGUUCCCUAAGGCCUCUGAUACAACCUUCAAGAACAAGCUGCAUGAUCAGCAUCUUGGCAAGACCAAAGCCUUUGAGAAACCAAAGCCUGCAAAGGGCAAGGCUGAGGCUCACUUCUCCCUGGUCCACUAUGCCGGUACAGUCGACUACAAUAUCAAUGGCUGGCUUGACAAGAACAAGGACCCACUGAAUGACUCAGUUGUUCAGCUCUACCAGAAGUCUGCAAACAAACUGCUGGCCUUCCUGUAUGCAUCCCAUGCUGCAGCUGAGGCCGAGGCUGGUGGCGGCAAGAAGGGUGGUGGCAAGAAGAAGGGUGGUUCCUUCCAGACUGUGUCUGCCCUUUUCAGAGAGAACUUGGGUAAGCUGAUGACCAACCUGAGGAGCACCCACCCUCACUUUGUGCGUUGCCUGAUUCCCAAUGAAUCAAAGACACCUGGUCUUAUGGAGAACUUCUUGGUCAUCCACCAGCUGAGGUGUAACGGCGUGCUGGAAGGUAUCAGAAUCUGCAGAAAGGGCUUCCCCAGCAGAAUCCUCUAUGGUGACUUCAAGCAGAGAUACAAAGUAUUGAAUGCCAGUGUCAUCCCUGAGGGACAGUUCAUUGACAACAAGAAAGCUUCAGAGAAGCUGCUGGGCUCCAUUGAUGUGGACCACACCCAGUACAAGUUUGGACACACCAAGGUGUUCUUCAAAGCUGGUCUGCUGGGUACUCUAGAGGAGAUGAGAGAUGAGAAACUGGCUUCACUGGUGACCAUGACUCAGGCUCUCUGCAGAGGAUAUGUCAUGAGGAAGGAGUUUGUUAAGAUGAUGGAGAGGAGAGAAUCUAUCUACUCCAUCCAGUACAACAUCCGUUCCUUCAUGAAUGUCAAAAACUGGCCAUGGCUGAAACUGUACUUCAAGAUCAAGCCUCUUCUGAAGAGUGCUGAGACUGAGAAGGAGCUGCAGCAGAUGAAAGAUAACUAUGAGAAGAUGCAAACUGACCUGGCUACUGCUCUGGCCAAGAAAAAAGAGCUGGAGGAAAAGAUGGUUUCCCUGCUGCAGGAAAAGAAUGACCUACAACUGCAAGUGGCAGCCGAAGUUGAGAAUCUCUCUGAUGCUGAGGAGAGGUGUGAGGGACUCAUUAAGAGCAAAAUCCAGCUUGAAGCCAAACUCAAAGAGACAUCCGAGAGACUGGAGGAUGAAGAGGAAGUCAACGCUGAGCUGACUGCCAAGAAGAGGAAGCUGGAGGAUGAAUGCUCUGAGCUGAAGAAAGACAUUGAUGACUUGGAGCUCACCUUGGCUAAAGUGGAGAAAGAGAAACAUGCCACUGAAAACAAGGUGAAAAACCUGACAGAGGAGAUGGCAUCUCAAGAUGAGGCCAUUGCCAAGUUAACCAAGGAGAAGAAAGCCCUCCAAGAGUCCCACCAGCAAACACUGGAUGAUCUCCAGGCAGAGGAAGACAAAGUCAACACUCUGACCAAGGCCAAAACAAAGCUGGAACAGCAAGUGGAUGAUCUUGAGGGAUCUCUGGAGCAAGAGAAGAAACUCCGCAUGGACCUGGAGAGAGCCAAGAGAAAGCUGGAGGGAGACCUGAAACUGGCCCAGGAAUCCAUAAUGGAUCUGGAGAAUGACAAGCAGCAAUCUGAGGAGAAAAUCAAGAAGAAAGACUUUGAGACCAGCCAGCUACUCAGCAAGAUUGAGGAUGAACAGUCGCUUGGAGCUCAGCUCCAGAAGAAGAUCAAGGAACUCCAGGCUCGCAUUGAAGAGCUUGAGGAAGAGAUUGAGGCUGAGAGAGCUGCAAGAGCAAAGGUUGAGAAGCAGAGGGCUGACCUCUCCAGGGAGCUGGAGGAGAUCAGUGAGAGGCUUGAGGAAGCUGGUGGAGCAACAGCCGCUCAGAUUGAGAUGAACAAGAAGCGUGAGGCUGAGUUCCAGAAGCUGCGUCGGGAUCUUGAAGAGUCCACCCUGCAGCAUGAAUCAACUGCAGCAGCUCUCCGCAAGAAGCAGGCUGACAGUGUAGCAGAACUGGGAGAGCAGAUCGACAACCUCCAGCGUGUCAAGCAGAAGCUUGAGAAGGAGAAGAGUGAGUUCAAGAUGGAGAUUGAUGACCUCUCCAGCAACAUGGAGGCAGUUGCAAAAUCUAAAGGCAACUUGGAGAAAAUGUGCAGAACUCUUGAGGACCAGUUGAGUGAAAUUAAAGCCAAAAAUGAUGAGAAUGUUCGCCAGUUGAAUGACAUUAAUGCACAAAAAGCAAGACUGCAGACAGAGAAUGGUGAAUAUGCUCGCCAGCUUGAGGAGAAGGAAGCUCUUGUUUCCCAGCUGACCAGAGGCAAACAGGCUUUCACUCAGCAGAUUGAGGAGCUGAAGAGACACAUUGAAGAGGAAGUGAAGGCCAAGAACGCCCUGGCUCAUGCUGUCCAGUCAUCCCGCCAUGACUGUGAUCUGCUCAGAGAGCAGUUUGAGGAGGAGCAGGAGGCCAAGGCUGAGCUGCAGAGAGGAAUGUCCAAGGCCAACAGUGAGGUGGCUCAGUGGAGGUCCAAAUAUGAGACUGAUGCUAUUCAGCGCACUGAGGAACUGGAGGACUCCAAGAAAAAGCUUGCACAGCGCCUGCAGGAGGCUGAGGAAUCCAUUGAGGCUGUGAACUCAAAGUGUGCCUCAUUGGAGAAGACCAAGCAGAGGCUCCAGGGUGAGGUGGAGGACCUCAUGAUUGAUGUGGAGAGAGCUAAUGCUCUGGCUGCCAACCUCGACAAGAAGCAGAGGAACUUUGACAAGGUCCUGGCAGAAUGGAAGCAGAAGUAUGAGGAGGGUCAGGCUGAGCUGGAGGGAGCCCAGAAGGAGGCUCGCUCUCUGAGCACUGAACUGUUCAAGAUGAAGAACUCUUAUGAGGAGUCUCUGGAUCAUCUGGAGACCAUGAAGAGAGAGAACAAGAACCUGCAGCAGGAGAUCUCAGACUUGACUGAACAGAUUGGUGAGAGUGGAAAGAGCAUCCAUGAGCUGGAGAAAGCCAAGAAGACUGUGGAGACAGAGAAGUCUGAAAUUCAGUCAGCACUAGAGGAAGCCGAGGGCACACUGGAGCAUGAGGAGGCCAAGAUUCUCCGUGUUCAGCUUGAGCUCAACCAGGUCAAAGGUGAGGUCGACAGAAAACUGGCAGAGAAGGAUGAGGAGAUGGAGCAGAUCAAGAGGAACAGCCAGAGGGUCAUCGACUCCAUGCAGAGCACUCUUGAUUCUGAGGUCAGGAGCAGGAAUGAUGCCCUGAGAGUCAAGAAGAAGAUGGAGGGAGACCUGAAUGAGAUGGAGAUUCAGCUGAGCCAUGCCAACAGGCAGGCUGCUGAGGCCCAGAAGCAACUGAGGAACGUCCAGGGCCAGCUCAAGGAUGCUCAAUUGCACCUUGAUGAUGCUCUCAGAGGACAGGAGGACAUGAAGGAGCAGGUCGCCAUGGUGGAGCGUAGAAACGGUCUGAUGCUGGCUGAGAUUGAGGAGCUGAGAGCAGCUCUGGAGCAGACUGAGAGAGGACGCAAAGUGGCUGAGCAGGAGCUGGUUGAUGCUAGUGAGCGUGUUGGACUGCUUCACUCUCAGAACACCAGUCUUAUGAACACCAAGAAGAAGCUUGAGGCUGAUCUUGUCCAGGUUCAGGGUGAAGUGGAUGAUUCUGUUCAGGAAGCAAGAAAUGCUGAAGAGAAAGCCAAAAAGGCUAUCACUGAUGCUGCCAUGAUGGCUGAGGAGCUGAAGAAAGAGCAGGACACCAGUGCUCACCUGGAGAGGAUGAAGAAGAACCUGGAGAUCUCAGUCAAGGACCUGCAGCACCGUCUGGAUGAGGCUGAGAACCUCGCCAUGAAGGGUGGCAAGAAGCAGCUCCAGAAACUGGAGUCUAGGGUGCGUGAGCUGGAAACUGAAGUUGAAGCUGAGCAGAGACGUGGAGCUGAGGCUGUUAAAGGAGUUCGCAAAUAUGAGAGGAGAGUGAAGGAGCUGACCUACCAGACUGAGGAGGACAAGAAGAACAUAAACAGGCUUCAGGAUCUGGUUGACAAGCUGCAGAUGAAAGUCAAGGCUUACAAGAGACAGUCUGAGGAGGCUGAGGAAGCAGCCAACACCCACAUGUCCAAGCUCAGGAAGGUUCAACAUGAACUGGAGGAAGCUCAGGAGCGUGCAGACAUCGCUGAGUCUCAGGUCAACAAGAUGAGAGCCAAGAGCCGUGAUGCUGGAAAGUCUGAAAGUGCAACCAUGAGCACAGACGCGGAGAUGGAGCAAUAUGGCCCGGCGGCCAUUUUCCUCCGGAAGCCAGAAAGGGAGAGGAUUGAGGCCCAGACUGCUCCAUUUGAUGCUAAAACUGCAUUCUUUGUGGUUGAUGAAGCUGAGAUGUAUGUCAAGGGCAAACUGGUCAAAAAGGAGGGUGGCAAAGCCACAGUUGAGACCGAUGGGGGGAAGACUGUCACCGUCAAAGAGGAUGACAUCCAUCCCAGGAACCCUCCAAAGUUCGACAAGAUGGAGGACAUGGCCAUGAUGACCCACCUCAACGAGCCCUCUGUGUUGUAUAACCUCAAAGAGCGUUAUGCAUCCUGGAUGAUCUACACCUACUCUGGAUUGUUCUGCGUUGUCGUGAACCCCUACAAGUGGCUUCCUGUGUACGACGCUGUUUGUGUUGCAGCAUACAGAGGCAAGAAGAGGAUUGAGGCUCCACCCCACAUCUUCUCCAUCUCUGACAAUGGCUAUCAGUUCAUGCUCACUGAUCGUGAGAACCAGUCUGUCCUGAUUACUGGAGAAUCCGGUGCUGGAAAGACUGUCAACACCAAGCGUGUCAUCCAGUACUUUGCAACAAUUGCAUCUCUUGGAGCUAAAAAGGAUACAGCCCCUGCAACCUCUGGAAAAAUUCAGGUAAUGUUACAUGUCAUGAAAAAUCUUGUCAGCAGUAAGUACAUUUAAAUUACUUUUACUUGUGAAACCUUACAUUUUCUCUUGCAGGGUUCUCUUGAGGACCAAAUUGUUGCAGCCAACCCUCUGCUGGAGGCUUAUGGUAAUGCCAAGACUGUGAGGAAUGACAACUCCUCUCGUUUUGGUAAAUUUAUCAGGAUCCACUUUGGUUCCAGUGGCAAGCUGGCUUCAGCUGAUAUUGAAACAUAUCUGCUGGAGAAGUCCCGUGUCACCUUCCAGCUGUCUGCUGAGAGGAGCUACCAUAUCUUCUAUCAGCUGAUGACUGGCCACAAACCUGAGCUCUUGGAGGCUCUCCUGAUCACCACCAACCCCUAUGACUUCCCAAUGAUCAGUCAGGGUGAAAUCACUGUCAAGAGCAUCAAUGAUGUGGAGGAGUUCAUUGCAACUGAUACUGCUAUUGACAUCUUGGGCUUCAGUGGUGAGGAGAAGGUUGGCAUCUACAAGUUGACUGGUGCUGUAAUGCAUCACGGCAACAUGAAAUUCAAGCAGAAGCAGCGUGAGGAGCAGGCUGAACCUGAUGGCACUGAGGUGGCUGAUAAAAUCGCCUACCUCAUGGGCCUGAACUCAGCUGAUAUGCUUAAAGCUCUGUGCUACCCAAGAGUCAAAGUCGGAAACGAGAUGGUGACCAAAGGUCAAACCGUUCCACAGGUCAACAAUGCUGUCAGUGCUCUGUGCAAGUCUGUCUAUGAGAAAAUGUUCUUGUGGAUGGUCAUCCGUAUCAAUGAGAUGUUGGACACAAAACAGCCAAGGCAGUUCUUCAUUGGAGUGUUGGACAUUGCUGGAUUUGAGAUCUUUGAUUUCAACAGCUUGGAGCAGCUCUGCAUCAACUUCACCAAUGAGAAACUGCAACAGUUCUUCAACCACACCAUGUUUGUCCUGGAGCAAGAGGAAUACAAGAAAGAGGGCAUUGAAUGGGAGUUCAUUGACUUUGGUAUGGACUUGGCUGCCUGCAUUGAGCUUAUUGAGAAGCCACUGGGCAUCUUCUCCAUCCUUGAAGAGGAGUGCAUGUUCCCCAAGGCCUCUGACACAACCUUCAAGAACAAGCUGCAUGAUCAGCAUCUUGGCAAGACCAAAGCCUUUGAGAAACCAAAACCUGGAAAGGGCAAGGCUGAGGCUCACUUUGCCCUGGUCCACUAUGCCGGUACAGUCGACUACAAUAUCACUGGCUGGCUUGACAAGAACAAGGACCCACUGAACGAAUCAGUUGUUCAGCUCUACCAGAAGGCUGCAAACAAACUGCUGGCCUUCCUGUAUGCAUCCCAUGCCUCAGCUGAGGCUGAAUCUGGCGGUGGCAAGAAGGGUGGUGGCAAGAAGAAGGGUGGUUCCUUCCAGACUGUGUCUGCCCUGUUCAGAGAGAACUUGGGCAAGCUGAUGACCAACCUGAGGAGCACCCACCCUCACUUUGUGCGUUGCCUGAUUCCCAAUGAAUCAAAGACACCUGGUCUUAUGGAGAACUUCUUGGUUAUCCACCAGCUGAGGUGUAACGGUGUGCUGGAAGGUAUCAGAAUCUGCAGAAAGGGCUUCCCCAGCAGAAUCCUCUAUGGUGACUUCAAGCAGAGAUACAAAGUAUUGAAUGCCAGUGUCAUCCCUGAGGGACAGUUCAUUGACAACAAGAAAGCUUCAGAGAAGCUGCUGGGCUCCAUUGAUGUGGACCACACCCAGUACAAGUUUGGACACACCAAGGUGUUCUUUAAAGCUGGUCUGCUGGGUACUCUAGAGGAGAUGAGAGAUGAGAAACUGGCUUCACUGGUGACCAUGACUCAGGCUCUCUGCAGAGGAUAUGUCAUGAGGAAGGAGUUUGUUAAGAUGAUGGAGAGGAGAGAAUCUAUCUAUUCCAUCCAGUACAACAUCCGUUCCUUCAUGAAUGUCAAAAACUGGCCAUGGCUGAAACUGUACUUCAAGAUCAAGCCUCUUCUGAAGAGUGCGGAGACUGAGAAGGAGCUGCAGCAGAUGAAAGAGAACUAUGAUAAGAUGCAAUCUGACCUGGCUGCUGCUCUGGCCAAGAAAAAAGAGCUGGAGGAAAAGAUGGUUUCCCUGCUGCAGGAAAAGAAUGACCUGCAACUGCAAGUGGCAGCCGAAGUUGAGAAUCUCUCUGAUGCUGAGGAGAGGUGUGAGGGACUCAUUAAGAGCAAAAUCCAGCUUGAAGCCAAACUCAAAGAGACAUCCGAGAGACUGGAGGAUGAAGAGGAAAUCAACGCUGAGCUGACUGCCAAGAAGAGGAAGCUGGAGGAUGAAUGCUCUGAGCUGAAGAAAGACAUUGAUGACUUGGAGCUCACCUUGGCUAAAGUGGAGAAAGAGAAACAUGCCACUGAAAACAAGGUGAAAAACCUGACAGAGGAGAUGGCAUCUCAAGAUGAGGCCAUUGCCAAGUUAACCAAGGAGAAGAAAGCCCUCCAAGAGGCCCACCAGCAAACACUGGAUGAUCUCCAGGCAGAGGAAGACAAAGUCAACACUCUGACCAAGGCCAAAACAAAGCUGGAACAGCAAGUGGAUGAUCUUGAGGGAUCUCUGGAGCAAGAGAAGAAACUCCGCAUGGAUCUGGAGAGAGCCAAGAGAAAGCUGGAGGGAGACCUGAAACUGGCCCAGGAAUCCAUAAUGGAUCUGGAGAAUGACAAGCAGCAAUCUGAGGAGAAAAUCAAGAAGAAAGACUUUGAGACCAGCCAGCUCCUCAGCAAGAUUGAGGAUGAACAGUCUCUUGGAGCUCAGCUCCAGAAGAAGAUCAAGGAACUCCAGGCUCGCAUUGAAGAGCUUGAGGAAGAGAUUGAGGCUGAGAGAGCUGCAAGAGCAAAGGUUGAGAAGCAGAGGGCUGACCUAUCCAGGGAGCUGGAGGAGAUCAGUGAGAGGCUUGAGGAAGCUGGUGGAGCAACAGCCGCUCAGAUUGAGAUGAACAAGAAGCGUGAGGCUGAGUUCCAGAAGCUGCGUCGGGAUCUUGAAGAGUCCACCCUGCAGCAUGAAUCAACUGCAGCAGCUCUCCGCAAGAAGCAGGCUGACAGUGUAGCAGAACUGGGAGAGCAGAUUGACAACCUCCAGCGUGUCAAGCAGAAACUUGAGAAGGAGAAGAGUGAGUUCAAGAUGGAGAUUGAUGACCUCUCCAGCAACAUGGAGGCAGUUGCAAAAUCUAAAGGCAACUUGGAGAAAAUGUGCAGAACUCUUGAGGACCAGUUGAGUGAAAUUAAAGCCAAAAAUGAUGAGAAUGUUCGCCAGUUGAAUGACAUUAAUGCACAAAAAGCAAGACUGCAGACAGAGAAUGGUGAAUUUUCUCGCCAGCUUGAGGAGAAGGAAGCUCUUGUUUCCCAGCUGACCAGAGGCAAACAGGCUUUCACUCAGCAGAUUGAGGAGCUGAAGAGACACAUUGAGGAGGAAGUGAAGGCCAAGAACGCCCUGGCUCAUGCUGUCCAGUCAGCCCGCCAUGACUGUGAUCUGCUCAGAGAGCAGUUUGAGGAGGAGCAGGAGGCCAAGGCUGAGCUGCAGAGAGGAAUGUCCAAGGCCAACAGUGAGGUGGCUCAGUGGAGGUCCAAAUAUGAGACUGAUGCUAUUCAGCGCACUGAGGAACUGGAGGAGUCAAAGAAAAAGCUUGCCCAGCGUCUGCAGGAGGCUGAGGAAUCCAUUGAGGCUGUGAACUCAAAGUGUGCCUCAUUGGAGAAGACCAAGCAGAGGCUGCAGGGUGAGGUGGAGGACCUCAUGAUUGAUGUGGAGAGAGCUAAUGCUCUGGCUGCCAACCUCGACAAGAAGCAGAGGAACUUUGACAAAGUCCUGGCAGAAUGGAAGCAGAAGUAUGAGGAGGGUCAGGCUGAGCUGGAGGGAGCCCAGAAGGAGGCUCGCUCUCUGAGCACUGAACUGUUCAAGAUGAAGAACUCUUAUGAGGAGUCUCUGGAUCAGCUGGAGACCAUGAAGAGAGAGAACAAAAACCUGCAGCAGGAGAUCUCAGACUUGACUGAACAGAUUGGUGAAAGUGGAAAGAGCAUCCAUGAGCUGGAGAAAGCCAAGAAGACUGUGGAGACAGAGAAGUCUGAAAUUCAGUCAGCACUGGAGGAAGCCGAGGGCACACUGGAGCAUGAGGAGGCCAAGAUUCUCCGUGUUCAGCUUGAGCUCAACCAGGUCAAGAGUGAGGUCGACAGAAAACUGGCAGAGAAGGAUGAGGAGAUGGAGCAGAUCAAGAGGAACAGCCAGAGGGUCAUCGACUCCAUGCAGAGCACUCUUGAUUCUGAGGUCAGGAGCAGGAAUGAUGCCCUGAGAGUCAAGAAGAAGAUGGAGGGAGACCUGAAUGAGAUGGAGAUUCAGCUGAGCCAUGCCAACAGGCAGGCUGCUGAGGCCCAGAAGCAACUGAGGAACGUCCAGGGCCAGCUCAAGGAUGCUCAAUUGCACCUUGAUGAUGCUCUCAGAGGACAGGAAGACAUGAAGGAGCAGGUCGCCAUGGUGGAGCGUAGAAACGGUCUGAUGCUGGCUGAGAUUGAGGAGCUGAGAGCAGCUCUGGAGCAGACUGAGAGAGGACGCAAAGUGGCUGAGCAGGAGCUGGUUGAUGCUAGUGAGCGUGUUGGACUGCUUCACUCUCAGAACACCAGUCUUAUGAACACCAAGAAGAAGCUUGAGGCUGAUCUUGUCCAGGUCCAGGGUGAAGUGGAUGAUUCUGUUCAGGAAGCAAGAAAUGCUGAAGAGAAAGCCAAAAAGGCUAUCACUGAUGCUGCCAUGAUGGCUGAGGAGCUCAAGAAGGAGCAGGACACCAGUGCUCACCUGGAGAGGAUGAAGAAGAACCUGGAGGUCUCAGUCAAGGACCUGCAGCACCGUCUGGAUGAGGCUGAGAACCUCGCCAUGAAGGGUGGCAAGAAGCAGCUCCAGAAAUUGGAGUCUAGGGUGCGUGAGCUGGAAUCUGAAGUUGAAGCUGAGCAGAGACGUGGAGCUGACGCUGUUAAAGGAGUUCGCAAAUAUGAGAGGAGAGUGAAGGAGCUGACCUACCAGACUGAGGAGGACAAGAAGAAUUUAACCAGACUUCAGGAUCUGGUUGACAAGCUGCAGCUCAAAGUCAAGGCUUACAAGAGACAGUCUGAGGAGGCUGAGGAGGCAGCCAACACCCACAUGUCCAAGCUCAGGAAGGUUCAGCAUGAACUGGAGGAAGCUCAGGAGCGUGCAGACAUCGCUGAGUCUCAGGUCAACAAGAUGAGAGCCAAGAGCCGCGAUUCUGGAAAGGUUGACAACUCUUCUAAUAUUACAUUUCCAGAGGCAGAUAGCAUCUUCCUGACUUCAAUGGAACGUACAGAGGUUCUCCACCAAGGUGCCAUCAUGAGUACAGACGCGGAGAUGGAGCAGUAUGGCCCAGCAGCCAUUUAUCUCCGGAAGCCAGAGAAGGAGAGGAUUGAGGCUCAGAACACUCCCUUUGAUGCCAAAACUGCCUUUUUUGUGGUUGAUGCGGAUGAACUGUAUGUCAAGUGUAAACUCAUCAAAAGGGAGGGUGGCAAAGCAACUGUUGAGACAGACGGAAAAAAGACUGUCACCGUCUCAGAGGAUGACAUCCAUCCCAGGAACCCUCCAAAGUUCGAUAAGAUGGAGGACAUGGCCAUGAUGACCCACCUAAAUGAGCCCUCUGUGUUGUAUAACCUCAAAGAGCGUUUUGCAUCAUGGAUGAUCUACACCUACUCUGGGCUGUUCUGUGUCGUUGUGAACCCCUACAAGUGGCUUCCUGUUUACGACGCUGUAGUUGUAGCAGGUUACAGAGGCAAGAAGAGGAUUGAGGCUCCACCCCACAUCUUCUCCAUUUCUGACAAUGCCUAUCAGUUCAUGCACACUGAUCGUGAGAACCAGUCUGUCCUGAUCACUGGAGAAUCUGGUGCAGGAAAGACUGUCAACACCAAGCGUGUCAUCCAGUACUUUGCAACAAUUGCAUCUCUCGGUAGUAAAAAGGCUGAGCCAACCCCUGGCAAAAUGCAGGGGUCUCUUGAGGACCAGAUCGUUGCAGCCAACCCUCUGCUAGAGGCCUAUGGUAAUGCCAAGACUGUGAGGAAUGACAACUCAUCCCGUUUUGGCAAAUUCAUCAGGAUCCAUUUUGGUUCCACUGGCAAGCUGGCUUCAGCUGAUAUUGAAACAUAUCUUCUAGAGAAGUCCCGUGUCACCUUCCAGCUGUCUGCUGAGAGGAGUUACCAUAUCUUCUAUCAGCUGAUGACUGGCCACAAACCUGAGCUCCUGGAGGCUCUCCUGAUCACCACCAACCCCUAUGACUAUCCAAUGAUCAGUCAGGGUGAAAUCACUGUCAAGAGCAUCAACGACGUGGAAGAGUUCAUUGCAACCGAUACUGCUAUUGACAUCUUGGGCUUCAGUGGUGAAGAAAAAAUGAACAUCUUCAAAUUGACUGGAGCUGUAAUACAUCACGGCAGCAUGAAAUUCAAGCAGAAGCAGCGAGAGGAGCAGGCUGAACCUGAUGGCACUGAUGUGGCUGAUAAAAUCGCCUACCUCAUGGGCCUGAACUCAGCUGAUAUGCUUAAAGCUCUGUGCUACCCAAGAGUCAAAGUCGGAAACGAGAUGGUGACCAAAGGUCAAACCGUUCCACAGGUCAACAAUGCUGUCAGUGCUCUGUGCAAGUCUGUCUAUGAGAAAAUGUUCUUGUGGAUGGUCAUCCGUAUCAAUGAGAUGUUGGACACAAAACAGCCAAGGCAGUUCUUCAUUGGAGUGUUGGACAUUGCUGGAUUUGAGAUCUUUGAUUUCAACAGCUUGGAGCAGCUCUGCAUCAACUUCACCAAUGAGAAACUGCAACAGUUCUUCAACCACACCAUGUUUGUCCUGGAGCAAGAGGAAUACAAGAAAGAGGGCAUUGAAUGGGAGUUCAUUGAUUUUGGUAUGGACUUGGCUGCCUGCAUUGAGCUUAUUGAGAAGCCAAUGGGCAUCUUCUCCAUCCUUGAAGAGGAGUGCAUGUUCCCCAAGGCCUCUGACACAACCUUCAAGAACAAGCUGCAUGAUCAGCAUCUUGGCAAGACCAAAGCCUUUGAGAAACCAAAACCUGGAAAGGGCAAGGCUGAGGCUCACUUCUCCCUGGUCCACUAUGCCGGUACAGUCGACUACAAUAUCACUGGUUGGCUUGACAAGAACAAGGACCCACUGAACGAAUCAGUUGUUCAGCUCUACCAGAAGGCUGCAAACAAACUGCUGGCCUUCCUGUAUGCAUCCCAUUCUGGUGGUGGUGGGGGUGGCAAGAAGGGUGGUGGCAAGAAGAAGGGUGGUUCCUUCCAGACUGUGUCUGCCCUGUUCAGAGAGAACUUGGGCAAGCUGAUGACCAACCUGAGGAGCACCCACCCUCACUUUGUGCGUUGUCUGAUUCCCAAUGAAACAAAGACACCUGGUCUUAUGGAGAACUUCUUGGUCAUCCACCAGCUGAGGUGUAAUGGUGUGCUGGAAGGUAUCAGAAUCUGCAGAAAGGGCUUCCCCAGCAGAAUCCUCUAUGGUGACUUCAAGCAGAGAUACAAAGUAUUGAAUGCCAGUGUCAUCCCUGAGGGACAGUUCAUUGACAACAAGAAAGCUUCAGAGAAGCUGCUGGGCUCCAUUGAUGUGGACCACACCCAGUACAAAUUUGGACACACCAAGGUGUUCUUCAAAGCUGGUCUGCUGGGUACUCUAGAGGAGAUGAGAGAUGAGAAACUGGCUUCACUGGUGACCAUGACUCAGGCUCUCUGUAGAGGAUAUCUCAUGAGGAAGGAGUUUGUUAAGAUGACGGAGAGGAGAGAGUCAAUCUACACCAUCCAGUACAACAUCCGCUCUUUCAUGAAUGUCAAAAAUUGGCCAUGGAUGCAUCUCUAUUUCAAGAUCAAGCCUCUUCUGAAAAGUGCGGAGACUGAGAAGGAGCUGCAGCAGAUGAAAGAGAACUAUGAGAAGAUGCAAACUGACCUGGCUGCUGCUCUGGCCAAGAAGAAAGAGCUGGAGGAAAAGAUGGUUUCCCUGCUGCAGGAAAAGAAUGACCUGCAAUUGCAAGUGGCAGCUGAAGGUGAGAAUCUCUCUGAUGCUGAGGAGAGGUGUGAGGGACUCAUUAAGAGCAAAAUCCAGCUUGAAGCCAAACUCAAGGAGACAACAGAGAGACUGGAGGAUGAAGAGGAAAUCAACGCUGAGCUGACUGCCAAGAAGAGGAAGCUGGAGGAUGAAUGCUCUGAGCUGAAGAAAGACAUUGAUGACUUGGAGCUCACCUUGGCUAAAGUGGAGAAAGAGAAACAUGCCACUGAAAACAAGGUGAAAAACCUGACAGAGGAGAUGGCAUCUCAAGAUGAGGCCAUUGCCAAGUUAACCAAGGAGAAGAAAGCCCUCCAAGAGGCCCACCAGCAAACACUGGAUGAUCUCCAGGCAGAGGAGGACAAAGUCAACACUCUGACCAAGGCCAAAACAAAGCUGGAACAGCAAGUGGAUGAUCUCGAGGGAUCACUGGAGCAAGAGAAGAAGCUCCGCAUGGACCUGGAGAGAGCCAAGAGAAAGCUGGAGGGAGACCUGAAACUGGCCCAGGAAUCCAUAAUGGAUCUGGAGAAUGACAAGCAGCAAUCUGAGGAGAAAAUCAAGAAAAAAGACUUUGAAACCAGCCAACUCCUCAGUAGGAUGGAGGAUGAACAGUCUCUUGGUGCUCAACUUCAGAAGAAAAUUAAAGAACUCCAGGCUCGCAUUGAGGAGCUUGAGGAAGAGAUUGAGGCUGAGAGAGCCGCUAGAGCAAAGGUUGAGAAGCAGAGGGCUGACCUCUCCAGGGAGCUGGAGGAGAUCAGUGAGAGGCUUGAGGAAGCUGGUGGAGCAACAGCCGCUCAGAUUGAGAUGAACAAGAAGCGUGAGGCUGAGUUCCAGAAGCUGCGUCGGGAUCUUGAAGAGUCCACCCUGCAGCAUGAAUCAACUGCAGCAGCUCUCCGCAAGAAGCAGGCUGACAGUGUAGCAGAACUGGGAGAGCAGAUUGACAACCUCCAGCGUGUCAAGCAGAAACUUGAGAAGGAGAAGAGUGAGUUCAAGAUGGAGAUUGAUGACCUCUCCAGCAACAUGGAGGCAGUUGCAAAAUCUAAAGGCAACUUGGAGAAAAUGUGCAGAACUCUUGAGGACCAGUUGAGUGAAAUUAAAGCCAAAAAUGAUGAGAAUGUUCGCCAGUUGAAUGACACUAAUGCACAAAAAGCAAGACUGCAGACAGAGAAUGGUGAAUUUUCUCGCCAGCUUGAGGAGAAGGAAGCUCUUGUUUCCCAGCUGACCAGAGGCAAACAGGCUUUCACUCAGCAGAUUGAGGAGCUGAAGAGACACAUUGAGGAGGAAGUGAAGGCCAAGAACGCCCUGGCUCAUGCUGUCCAGUCAGCCCGCCAUGACUGUGAUCUGCUCAGAGAGCAGUUUGAGGAGGAGCAGGAGGCCAAGGCUGAGCUGCAGAGAGGAAUGUCCAAGGCCAACAGUGAGGUGGCUCAGUGGAGGUCCAAAUAUGAGACUGAUGCUAUUCAGCGCACUGAGGAACUGGAGGAGGCCAAGAAAAAGCUUGCCCAGCGUCUGCAGGACGCUGAGGAAUCCAUUGAGGCUGUGAACUCAAAGUGUGCCUCAUUGGAGAAGACCAAGGAGAGGCUGCAGGGUGAGGUGGAGGACCUCAUGAUUGAUGUGGAGAGAGCUAAUGCUCUGGCUGCCAACCUCGACAAGAAGCAGAGGAACUUUGACAAGGUCCUGGCAGAAUGGAAGCAGAAGUACGAGGAGGGUCAGGCUGAGCUGGAGGGAGCCCAGAAGGAGGCUCGCACUCUGAGCACUGAGCUGUUCAAGAUGAAGAACUCUUAUGAGGAGGCUCUGGAUCAGUUGGAGACCAUGAAGAGAGAGAACAAAAACCUGCAGCAGGAGAUCUCAGACCUGACUGAGCAGAUUGGUGAAAUUGGAAAGAGCAUCCAUGAGCUAGAGAAAGCUAAGAAGACUGUGGAGACAGAAAAGGCUGAAAUCCAGACAGCUUUGGAGGAAGCAGAGGGCACACUGGAGCAUGAGGAGGCCAAGAUUCUCCGUGUUCAGCUUGAGCUCAAUCAAAUCAAAGGUGAGGUUGACAGGAAGCUGGCAGAGAAGGAUGAGGAGAUAGAGCAGAUCAAGAGGAACAGCCAGAGGGUGACUGACUCCAUGCAGAGCACUUUGGAUUCUGAGGUCAGGAGCAGGAAUGAUGCCCUGAGAGUCAAGAAGAAGAUGGAGGGAGACCUGAAUGAGAUGGAGAUUCAGCUGAGCCAUGCCAACAGGCAGGCUGCUGAGGCCCAGAAGCAACUGAGGAACGUCCAGGGCCAGCUCAAGGAUGCCCAAUUGCACCUUGAUGAUGCUCUCAGAGGACAGGAAGACAUGAAGGAGCAGGUCGCCAUGGUGGAGCGUAGAAAUGGUCUGAUGCUGGCUGAGAUUGAGGAGCUGAGAGCAGCUCUGGAACAGACUGAGAGAGGACGCAAAGUGGCUGAGCAGGAGCUGGUUGAUGCUAGUGAGCGUGUUGGACUGCUUCACUCUCAGAACACCAGUCUUCUGAACACCAAGAAGAAGCUUGAGACAGACCUUGUCCAGGUUCAGGGUGAAGUGGAUGAUUCUGUUCAGGAGGCAAGAAAUGCUGAAGAGAAAGCCAAAAAGGCUAUCGCUGAUGCUGCUGUGAUGGCUGAGGAGCUCAAGAAGGAGCAGGACACCAGUGCUCACCUGGAGAGGAUGAAGAAGAACCUGGAGGUCACAGUCAAGGACCUGCAGCACCGUCUGGAUGAGGCUGAGAACCUCGCCAUGAAGGGUGGCAAGAAGCAGCUCCAGAAACUGGAGUCUAGGGUGCGUGAGCUGGAAGCUGAAGUUGAAGCUGAGCAGAGACGUGGAGCUGAAGCUGUUAAAGGAGUUCGUAAAUAUGAGAGGAGAGUGAAGGAGCUGACCUACCAGACUGAGGAGGACAAGAAGAAUUUAACCAGACUUCAGGAUCUGGUUGACAAACUGCAGCUCAAAGUCAAGGCUUACAAGAGACAGUCUGAGGAGGCUGAGGAGGCAGCCAACACCCAUAUGUCCAAGCUCAGGAAGGUUCAGCAUGAACUGGAGGAAGCUCAGGAGCGUGCAGACAUCGCUGAGUCUCAGGUCAACAAGAUGAGAGCCAAGAGCCGCGAUGCUGGAAAGACUUCUGCUGAAAGAGGUGAGGCUCCCCCAUAUAACCAUGAUUCCUUCGCUGAUGCCAUCAUGAGCACAGACGCGGAGAUGGAGCAGUAUGGCCCGGCGGCCAUUUACCUCCGGAAGCCAGAAAAGGAAAGGAUUGAAGCUCAAAACACUCCUUUUGAUGCCAAAACUGCUUAUUUUGUUACUGAUCCUGAAGAUCUGUAUGUCAAGGGUAAACUCAUCAAAAAGGAGGGUGGUAAAGCCACAGUUGAAACUGAAGGGGGAAAGACUGUCACCGUCAAAGAGGAUGACAUCCAUCCCAGGAACCCUCCAAAGUUCGAUAAGAUGGAGGACAUGGCCAUGAUGACCCACCUCAAUGAGCCCUCUGUGUUGUAUAACCUCAAAGAGCGUUUUGCAUCAUGGAUGAUCUACACCUACUCUGGGCUGUUCUGCGUCGUUGUGAACCCCUACAAGUGGCUUCCUGUGUACGACGCUGUAGUUGUAGCAGGAUAUAGAGGCAAGAAGAGGAUUGAGGCUCCACCCCACAUCUUCUCCAUCUCUGACAAUGCCUAUCAGUUCAUGCUCACUGAUCGUGAGAACCAGUCUGUCCUGAUCACUGGAGAAUCUGGUGCUGGAAAGACUGUCAACACCAAGCGUGUGAUCCAGUAUUUUGCAACAAUUGCAGCUCUUGGAUCUAAAAAGGAGUCAACCCCUGGCAAAAUGCAGGUAAACUUGGUUAUGUAGGAUAAAUGUGUCUCACUGAGGAGUUUAUUUUGAAACUUACAGGGAAACUUACAUUUUCUCUUACAGGGCUCUCUUGAGGACCAAAUUAUUGCAGCUAACCCUCUGCUGGAGGCUUAUGGUAAUGCCAAGACUGUGAGGAAUGACAACUCUUCUCGUUUUGGUAAAUUUAUCAGGAUCCACUUUGGUUCCACUGGGAAGCUGGCUUCAGCUGAUAUUGAAACAUAUCUGCUGGAGAAGUCCCGUGUCACCUUCCAGCUGUCUGCUGAGAGGAGCUACCAUAUCUUCUAUCAACUGAUGACUGGCCACAAACCUGAGCUUCUGGAGGCUCUCCUGAUCACCACCAACCCCUAUGACUACCCAAUGAUUAGUCAGGGUGAAAUCACUGUUAAGAGCAUCAAUGAUGUGGAGGAGUUCAUUGCAACUGAUACUGCUAUUGACAUCUUGGGCUUCACUGCUGAUGAAAAGAUUAACAUCUACAAGUUGACUGGUGCUGUAAUCCAUCACGGCAGCAUGAAAUUCAAGCAGAAGCAGCGUGAGGAGCAGGCUGAGCCUGAUGGCACUGAGGAGGCUGACAAGAUCUCCUACCUCAUGGGCCUGAACUCAGCUGAUAUGCUUAAAGCUCUGUGCUACCCAAGAGUCAAAGUCGGAAACGAGAUGGUGACCAAAGGUCAAACCGUUCCACAGGUCAACAAUGCUGUCAUGGCUCUGUGCAAGUCUGUCUAUGAGAAAAUGUUCUUGUGGAUGGUCAUCCGUAUCAAUGAGAUGUUGGACACAAAACAGCCAAGGCAGUUCUUCAUUGGAGUGUUGGACAUUGCUGGAUUUGAGAUCUUUGAUUUCAACAGCUUGGAGCAGCUCUGCAUCAACUUCACCAAUGAGAAACUGCAACAGUUCUUCAACCACCACAUGUUUGUCCUGGAGCAAGAGGAAUACAAGAAAGAGGGCAUUGAAUGGGAGUUCAUUGACUUUGGUAUGGACUUGGCUGCCUGCAUUGAGCUUAUUGAGAAGCCAUUGGGCAUCUUCUCCAUCCUUGAAGAGGAGUGCAUGUUCCCCAAGGCCUCUGACACAACCUUCAAGAACAAGCUGCAUGAUCAGCAUCUUGGCAAGACCAAAGCCUUUGAGAAACCAAAGCCUGGAAAGGGCAAGGCUGAGGCCCACUUCUCCCUGGUCCACUAUGCCGGUACAGUCGACUACAAUAUCACUGGCUGGCUUGAUAAGAACAAGGACCCCCUGAAUGACUCAGUUGUUCAGCUCUACCAGAAGUCUGCAAACAAACUGCUGGCCUUCCUGUAUGCAUCCCAUGCCUCAGCUGAGGCUGAAUCUGGUGGUGGUGGCAAGAAGGGUGGUGGCAAGAAGAAGGGUGGUUCCUUCCAGACUGUGUCUGCCCUUUUCAGAGAGAACUUGGGCAAGCUGAUGACCAACCUGAGGAGUACUCACCCUCACUUUGUGCGUUGCCUGAUUCCCAAUGAAUCAAAGACACCUGGUCUUAUGGAGAACUUCUUGGUCAUCCACCAGCUGAGGUGUAAUGGUGUGCUGGAAGGUAUCAGAAUCUGCAGAAAGGGCUUCCCCAGCAGAAUCCUCUAUGGUGACUUCAAGCAGAGAUACAAAGUAUUGAAUGCCAGUGUCAUCCCUGAAGGACAGUUCAUUGACAACAAGAAAGCUUCAGAGAAGUUGCUGGGCUCCAUUGAUGUGGACCACACCCAGUACAAGUUUGGACACACCAAGGUGUUCUUCAAAGCUGGUCUGCUGGGUACUCUUGAGGAGAUGAGAGAUGAGAAACUGGCUACACUAGUGACCAUGACUCAGGCUCUCUGCAGAGCAUACCUCAUGAGGAAGGAGUUUGUUAAAAUGAUGGAGAGGAGAGAAUCAAUCUUCACUAUCCAGUACAACAUUCGCUCUUUCAUGAAUGUCAAAAAUUGGCCAUGGAUGAAUCUGUACUUCAAGAUCAAGCCUCUUCUGAAGAGUGCGGAGACUGAGAAAGAACUGGCUCAGAUGAAGGAGAACUACGGAAAAAUGCAAACUGACCUGGCUGCUGCUCUGGCCAAGAAGAAAGAGCUGGAGGAGAAGAUGGUUUCCCUGCUGCAGGAAAAGAAUGACCUGCAACUGCAAGUGGCAGCUGAAGGUGAGAAUCUCUCUGAUGCUGAGGAGAGGUGUGAGGGACUCAUUAAGAGCAAAAUCCAGCUUGAAGCCAAACUCAAAGAGACAACAGAGAGACUGGAGGAUGAAGAGGAAAUCAACGCUGAGCUGACUGCCAAGAAGAGGAAGCUGGAGGAUGAAUGCUCUGAGCUGAAGAAAGACAUUGAUGACUUGGAGCUCACCUUGGCUAAAGUGGAGAAAGAGAAACAUGCCACUGAAAACAAGGUGAAAAACCUGACAGAGGAGAUGGCAUCUCAAGAUGAGGCCAUUGCCAAGUUAACCAAGGAGAAGAAAGCCCUCCAAGAGGCCCACCAGCAAACACUGGAUGAUCUCCAGGCAGAGGAAGACAAAGUCAACACUCUGACCAAGGCCAAAACAAAGCUGGAACAGCAAGUGGAUGAUCUUGAGGGAUCUCUGGAGCAAGAGAAGAAGCUCCGCAUGGACCUGGAGAGAGCCAAGAGAAAGCUGGAGGGAGACCUAAAACUGGCCCAGGAAUCCAUAAUGGAUCUGGAGAAUGACAAGCAGCAAUCUGAGGAGAAACUCAAGAAGAAAGACUUUGAGACCAGCCAGAUCCUCAGCAAGAUUGAGGAUGAACAGUCUCUUGGAGCUCAGCUUCAAAAGAAAAUCAAGGAACUCCAGGCUCGCAUUGAGGAGCUUGAAGAAGAGAUUGAGGCUGAGAGAGCUGCUAGAGCAAAGGUUGAGAAGCAGAGGGCUGACCUCUCCAGGGAGCUGGAGGAGAUCAGUGAGAGGCUUGAGGAAGCUGGUGGAGCAACAGCCGCUCAGAUUGAGAUGAACAAGAAGCGUGAGGCUGAGUUCCAGAAGCUGCGUCGGGAUCUUGAAGAGUCCACCCUGCAGCAUGAAGCUACUGCAGCAGCUCUCCGCAAGAAGCAGGCUGACAGUGUAGCAGAACUGGGAGAGCAGAUCGACAACCUCCAGCGUGUCAAGCAGAAGCUUGAGAAGGAGAAGAGUGAGUUCAAGAUGGAGAUUGAUGACCUCUCCAGCAACAUGGAGGCUGUUGCAAAAGCAAAGGGCAAUUUGGAAAAAAUGUGCAGAACUCUUGAGGACCAGCUGAGUGAACUUAAAUCCAAAAAUGAUGAAAAUGUUCGCCAGUUGAAUGACACGAAUGCACAAAAAGCGAGACUGCAGACAGAGAAUGGUGAAUUUAGUCGGCAGAUUGAAGAGAAAGAAGCUCUUGUAUCUCAACUGACCAGAGGCAAACAGGCUUUCACUCAGCAGAUUGAAGAGCUGAAGAGACACACCGAAGAGGAAGUGAAGGCCAAGAACGCCCUGGCUCAUGCUGUCCAAUCAGCCCGCCAUGACUGUGAUCUGCUCAGAGAGCAGUUUGAGGAGGAGCAGGAGGCCAAGGCUGAGCUGCAGAGAGGAAUGUCCAAGGCCAACAGUGAGGUGGCUCAGUGGAGGUCCAAAUAUGAGACUGAUGCUGUUCAACGCACUGAGGAACUGGAGGAGGCCAAGAAAAAGCUUGCCCAGCGUCUGCAGGAGGCUGAGGAAUCCAUUGAGGCUGUGAACUCAAAGUGUGCCUCGUUGGAGAAGACCAAGCAGAGGCUGCAGGGUGAGGUGGAGGACCUCAUGAUUGAUGUGGAGAGAGCUAAUGCUCUGGCUGCCAACCUUGAUAAGAAGCAGAGGAACUUUGACAAGGUCCUGGCAGAAUGGAAGCAGAAGUAUGAGGAGGGUCAGGCUGAACUGGAGGGAGCCCAGAAGGAGGCUCGCUCUAUGAGCACUGAACUGUUCAAGAUGAAGAACUCUUAUGAGGAGGCUCUGGAUCAGCUGGAGACCAUGAAGAGAGAGAACAAGAACCUGCAGCAGGAGAUCUCAGACCUGACUGAACAGAUUGGUGAGACUGGAAAGAGCAUCCACGAGCUGGAGAAAGCCAAGAAGGCUGUGGAAAGUGAGAAGGCUGAAAUCCAGACUGCCCUUGAGGAAGCAGAGGGCACCCUGGAACAUGAGGAGUCCAAGAUUCUUCGUGUUCAGCUUGAGCUCAAUCAAAUCAAAGGUGAGGUCGACAGGAAGCUGGGAGAGAAGGAUGAGGAGAUGGAGCAGAUCAAGAGGAACAGCCAGAGGGUCAUCGACUCCAUGCAGAGCACUUUAGAUUCUGAGGUCAGGAGCAGGAAUGAUGCCCUGAGAGUCAAGAAGAAGAUGGAGGGAGACCUGAAUGAGAUGGAGAUUCAGCUGAGCCAUGCCAACAGGCAGGCUGCUGAGGCCCAGAAGCAACUGAGGAACGUCCAGGGCCAGCUCAAGGAUGCUCAGUUGCACCUGGAUGAUGCUGUCAGAGGACAGGAAGACAUGAAGGAGCAGGUCGCCAUGGUGGAGCGUAGAAAUGGUCUGAUGAUGGCUGAGAUUGAGGAGCUGAGAGCAGCUCUGGAGCAGACAGAGAGAGGACGCAAAGUGGCUGAGCAGGAGCUGGUUGAUGCUAGUGAGCGUGUUGGACUGCUUCACUCUCAGAACACCAGUCUUCUGAACACCAAAAAGAAGCUUGAGGCUGAUCUUGUCCAGGUUCAGGGUGAAGUGGAUGAUUCUGUUCAGGAAGCAAGAAAUGCAGAAGAUAAAGCCAAAAAGGCUAUCACUGAUGCUGCCAUGAUGGCUGAGGAGCUGAAGAAGGAGCAGGACACCAGUGCUCAUCUGGAAAGGAUGAAGAAGAACCUGGAGGUCACAGUCAAGGACCUGCAGCACCGUCUGGAUGAGGCUGAGAACCUUGCCAUGAAGGGUGGCAAGAAGCAGCUCCAGAAACUGGAGUCUAGGGUGCGUGAGCUGGAAGCUGAAGUUGAAGCUGAGCAGAGACGUGGAGCUGAUGCUGUUAAAGGAGUUCGCAAAUAUGAGAGGAGAGUGAAGGAGCUGACCUACCAGACUGAGGAGGACAAGAAGAACGUGAACAGACUUCAGGAUCUGGUUGACAAGCUGCAGCUCAAAGUCAAAGCUUACAAGAGACAGUCUGAGGAGGCUGAGGAGGCAGCCAACACUCACAUGUCCAGGCUUAGGAAGGUUCAGCAUGAACUGGAGGAAGCUCAGGAGCGUGCAGACAUCGCUGAGUCUCAGGUCAACAAGCUGAGAGCCAAGAGCCGUGAUGCUGGAAAGGGAAGUGACUCUGCUGAAUGAGAUUUCUGAUCCAUGAGGCAUAUCAACAGAGGCCAUAUAAUAUGAGUCCCUUAGGAAAGUUCUUGUGUAAA
This is a messenger RNA of Sphaeramia orbicularis (orbiculate cardinalfish), 29707 nucleotides long. RefSeq lists its product as uncharacterized. The record is from RefSeq and is a predicted model, not a curated record. Lineage: Eukaryota; Metazoa; Chordata; Actinopteri; Kurtiformes; Apogonidae. Gene Ontology annotation, molecular function: ATP binding; actin filament binding; microfilament motor activity. Gene Ontology annotation, cellular component: myosin II complex; cytoplasm; myosin filament.